CUAGGAAGGGAUGCAAUGUAACCAAGAAGCCCUUCGUGAGGGAUGUGCAACUGCCUUCCUAAGUCAGGAUAGAUAUUUUUACCUUUUCCCUGCUCACCCCUGAGUGCUGCAGUAUUCAUGUUGAGAAGAUACAUGCGGGGAGAAACCACAUACUGAAGGGUGUCUGUGAAAGGAGAAAGAUACAUCCCCAAACAAUUUAUUUUGGCUGCUCGUUUUGUUGUUAGGUUUUUGGGGGUUUUGUUUUUUUUCCCUUUCUCCUCCUUUGAUGGAAAUUGCAGUGGCUUUUUAACGUUGCAGUUCAUAAGGCACCUGGGGAUUAGCGGAUCGCUUCUGAGCAGGCAGUCCGGGUGUUUCACGCAGGGAGCUGGCAUGGCUGCAGUGCUCUUUGGCUUUGAGGAUCUGCUCUACAGCUGGGACAGCCUGGUCUGGAACCUGACAUCCCGGGCCCUGAGGACCUGCCGCUUUGGAAAUCUGAGGGUCCUGCAGCUCAUGCUGAAGCCAUGGUGCAUUUCCAGAGCCGUUUAUCAGAUGACGGAGGGCCGCAGAUGCCAAGUGCACCUCCUUGAUGACAGGAAGCUGGAGCUUCUCGUUCAGCCAAAGCUUUUGGCAAAGGAGUUGCUUGACCUGGUGGCAUCUCAUUUCAACCUGAAGGAAAAAGAGUACUUUGGAAUUGCAUUCACAGAUGAAACGGGACACUUGAACUGGCUUCAGUUGGACCGCAGAGUGCUGGAACAUGACUUCCCCAAAAAGUCAGGACCGGUUGUUUUGUACUUUUGUGUCAGGUUCUACAUUGAGAGCAUCUCCUAUCUGAAGGAUAAUGCCACCAUUGAGCUGUUUUUCUUGAAUGCCAAAUCCUGCAUCUAUAAGGAACUCAUUGAGGUGGAUAGUGAAGUGGUGUUUGAACUGGCUGCCUACAUCUUGCAGGAGGCAAAAGGAGAUUUUUCGAGCAAUGAAAUUGUAAGGAAUGAAUUAAAGAAGCUGCCAGCCCUUCCAACACCAGCGCUGAAGGAGCACCCUUCGCUUGCUUACUGUGAGGACCGAGUUAUUGAACAUUACAAGAAGCUAAAUGGUCAGACAAGAGGUCAAGCAAUUGUGAAUUAUAUGAGCAUUGUAGAAUCCCUCCCAACAUACGGAGUGCAUUAUUACGCAGUAAAGGACAAGCAGGGAAUUCCUUGGUGGUUAGGACUUAGCUACAAGGGGAUUUUUCAAUAUGACUACCACGAUAAAGUGAAACCAAGAAAGAUUUUCCAAUGGAGGCAGCUGGAGAACCUCUAUUUCCGCGAGAAGAAGUUCUCAGUGGAGGUGCACGACCCGCGCAGGGCAUCUGUGACCAGGAGAACUUUUGGGCAUAGUGGUAUUGCUGUGCAUACCUGGUACGCCUGUCCAGCACUGAUAAAGUCUAUCUGGGCUAUGGCCAUUAGUCAACAUCAGUUCUAUCUGGACAGAAAGCAAAGUAAGUCCAAGAUUCAUGCUGCAAGAAGCCUGAGUGAAAUUGCUAUUGACCUGACCGAAACUGGAACGCUCAAGACCUCAAAGCUGGCCAACAUGGGGAGUAAAGGCAAAAUUAUCAGUGGCAGCAGCGGGAGUCUCCUGUCAUCAGGUUCCCAAGAGUCAGAUAGUUCUCAGUCUGCCAAGAAAGACAUGCUGGCUGCAUUGAAAUCCAGACAAGAAGCUUUGGAAGAGACAUUGCGCCAACGCUUGGAAGAGCUGAAGAAACUCUGUCUUCGAGAAGCGGAGCUCACAGGAAAGCUGCCGCGAGAAUAUCCUCUAGAUCCUGGGGAGGAGCCGCCUAUCGUAAGGAGAAGAAUAGGAACUGCCUUUAAACUGGAUGAGCAGAAAAUCCUGCCUAAGGGAGAGGAGGCAGAGCUGGAGCGCCUGGAGAGAGAGUUUGCCAUUCAGUCUCAGAUCACAGAGGCUGCCCGACGCCUGGCGAGCGACCCGAAUGUCAGCAAAAAGCUGAAGAAACAGAGGAAGACAUCCUACCUAAACGCCCUGAAGAAACUGCAGGAGAUCGAAAACGCCAUCAAUGAGUAUCGCAUCAAAUCUGGAAAGAAGCCAACUCAGAGAGCAUCCCUGAUCAUAGAUGAAGGAAACAUUGCCAGUGAAGACAGCUCCCUCUCGGAUGCCCUUGUUCUUGAGGAUGAGGAUUCUCAGGUCACCAGCACAAUAUCCCCUCUCCAGUCCCCACACAAAGGACUCCCUCCUCGGCCACCCUUGCACAACAGGCCUCCUCCUCCACAGUCGCUAGAAGGCCUCCGGCAAAUGCAUUACCACCGCAACGACUACGACAAGUCGCCUAUCAAACCCAAGAUGUGGAGUGAGUCAUCCCUGGAUGAACCCUAUGAGAAGGUCAAGAAACGCUCCUCACACAGUCAUUCCAGCAGUCACAAGCGGUUCCCCAGCACCGGGAGCUGUGCUGAGGCGGGAGGGAGCAGCUCCCUGCAGAACAGCCCCAUCCGAAGCCUUCCCCACUGGAACUCCCAGUCCAGCAUGCCGUCGACACCAGAUCUACGGGUACGCAGUCCGCACUACGUCCACUCCACACGGUCAGUAGACAUCAGCCCGACCAGACUGCACAGCUUAGCUCAGCACUUUAGACACCGGAGCUCCAGUUUGGAGUCACAAGGCAAGCUCCUCGGGUCAGAAAAUGAGACAGGGAGCCCCGAUUUCUACACCCCAAGGACUCGUAGCAGUAACGGCUCUGACCCCAUGGACGACUGCUCUUCCUGCACCAGCCAUUCCAGCUCUGAGCACUACUACCCUGCUCAGAUGAACCCCAACUACUCCACCCUGGCUGAGGACUCCCCCUCGAAAGCCAGAGAGCGGCAGAGGCAAAGGCACAAAUCAGCGGGCAACCUGGUCUCUUCAAAUUCAGGGAGCAUGCCCAAUCUGGCUGCGAGGAACGGGACGGGGCACCACCGAGUCUAUCUGCACAGCCAGAGCCAGCCUUCCUCCCAGUACAGGAUCAAAGAGUAUCCCCUAUACAUCGAGGGUAGCUCCACACCCGUGGUGGUGCGGAGCCUAGAGAACGACCAGGAGGGACACUACAGCGUGAAAGCACAAUUUAAAACCUCCAACUCCUACACAGCAGGGGGGAUGUUUAAGGAGAAUUGGCACGGGGAUGAAGUGGACUCUGUCAGGCUGACCCCCUCCCGCUCCCAAAUCAUAAGGACUCCAUCUCUGGGCAGGGAGGGCCACGAGAAAGGUUCGGGUAGGACUGCCGUGUCGGACGAACUCCGGCUGUGGUACCAGCGGUCCACGGCCUCCCACAAAGAACACAGCCGCCUCUCGCACACGAGCUCCACUUCCUCGGACAGCAGCUCCCAGUACAGCACAUCUUCGCAAAGCACCUUUGUGGCGCACAGCAGGGUCACGAGAAUGCCUCAGAUGUGUAAAGCAACGUCAGCUGCCUUACCUCACAGCCAGAGGAGCUCAACACCAUCGAGUGAACUAGCAGCCACGCCACCAGGCAGUCCCCAUCACAUUCUUGCAUGGCAGACUGGGAACUACAAUGAUAGCUGUUUCCUGGAUUCUCCCCUUUAUCCAGAAUUAGCAGACGUCCAGUGGUAUGGACAGGAAAAAGCCAAGCCUGGGACUCUAGUGUGAACCCCUGACCUCAGUCGAAUCACAUCAAUGCCAUUCUGAGAUCACCUCACUGCCUCUCAUUUGCCUUACCCAGACGCACUGUCACCCAGCACCAGCUUCAACUUGAGCACUUUUCUCAUGCUGCAAUUCAAGACAACAUUGCGGACCGCUGGCCCCGAGGCUUUCACCACCACAGCGAUGGAGAGCAGCACACCCAGUCGCCACGGGCUGCAUCCCGUCCCUCCCAGAGCCCGCAGGGGAGCGGAUGCAGACCACCAACCAUCGUAGUAGUCAGCUGGCAAUUUAAAAAUUUGCUUUUUAAAUAACGGAAGUCUUUCAAGGCUCACAUCAAAUCUCAUUGUUCUGUGGCAUGUAACACUAAUAAGAUUUCCAUGACCUGCGAUUUGAAACCAACAGAGCAUUAAUUUAAGUGGGUGAGGGUGGAGGGGGAGGGGGGGAAAUGGGACAGAUGCUGGGAAAUAGAUAUCGUAGUCCCGAAAGCGCUUCUUUUCUGAACCAGUAAAGCUCCUGUCACUUCAAAGAUGUAUCAAAUUUCACAAUCAAUCAGAUCUGCACUGCCAAAGAUCACCGAACAAACAGGACCGAAUGUGUUCAGCAAGUUAUUGAAACAAGCACAUCGCUCUAAUUCACCGCAGUGACACACGUGACCAUCUCCUUCUUCACUUUGAGCCCAUCGAAAAUAAGUGAAAUAAUAACCCAAUGCACUGAAGACACGCUGGAGGUCUGGGCUGGUAUCGUAGUGUCAGUGUCUACAAGCUACUAUAAACUGGACAGACAAGGUUUACAAAGGCAUUACCUGAAGCAGAGGCAAGUACUGCUGCUCAUAACAUCUCUGGCUGGCACAGAUUACACAUCAAUACACAGGGAGGUGGGUUUUUUUGUUUUUUUUAAAUACUCAGAUGAAGAUAAAAAUUGCCAAAAACCUUUCUACAAAUAAAUACAGCCAAUAAAUUCUAAUCUAUUUCUGCACAAAGUGUUAACAUGAAAUCAAAGGGAAAGCACAUCGCAAUCUAAUUGACACGGCAAAGCUGCGUUAACAUAUCUGUUGAAUUAUCUUAUCUUUGUUAGCACCAGUGUAGCAAAGGGCUCAUCACCAGCAUACUGCUGCGUGGGAGAACCGGUCUGUCGGGAAACAGGAGGGAGCUGCAGCGGGGUUUAAAAACCAGCAGACCAGGCAAAUUUUCACAUUGAAAGAAGCGACCACAAGAAAGGGAAGCAAAUAAAUUAGAUGUUCGACACAAACUAGAGUUGUCUACUGAUACCAAAAGGAAUUACAGCAGAGGGUCAUGGAAGAAGCCGCAAGUUUACACAUACUUUUGAGCAAUGCUUUAUACACGUCAAGCCAUGGAACUUUAAAAGGCCUCAAAGACACUUUUGUACCGAACAAGUGCACAAUCUAGGUGGAUGUUGAAGCUGGCACGUCUAGUCUUCGUUGCGGUGCUAUGCUAUUUUUAUUGCCACUAGAUGGGGGGAGGUCGCCGGCCUUCCCUCAUUUGUGCGUGCAAACGAUUUCCUAUGGGAAAGGCAUUAAAGAAACGGCUGGAGGGGGGUUACGUUGUGAAAAGCAGAAACUGCAGUUAGCUGAAGUUGAAAGGAAAAGCGCGAGCGCGUUCCAAGAACAACAGUAGCGUCUACCAGACAAAGUAGGGCAAAACGUUUUAAAAUGAAACGCCACAAGUUGGGGGCUGCCACACCUUUUUGUAUUAAGAUUGCUGGAAAACUGCGCGCCAGGCUUUUAAAGAGAACGGGUUCUUCGUAAUUAGACCCGGAAAGGUGAUGGGGUUUCUAAAAAUUACCGCGAGCUGCUACUGCCGUCCUCCGACACACGUUAGAAGAUGUUUGCUCCAGCUCUCUGCGUUUCGCCGCUGCGCUGCGGCCUUGCAGAGGUGAGGACAGCCGUGGGCACACGCUCCAGGCGACCCUGCCUGAGCAGGGGGGUUGGACUAGAUGACCUCCAGAGGUCCCUGCCAACCUCAACCGCUCUUCCGUGGUUACCUGCCCGCCCGCGGCAGGAAGGGAGCUCUUUUAACACUCAACGCUUGAAGCGUACGUGAAUCAUCCCGCAGGAAAGAUAGCUUAGUUCUGCACUGGCGAGAGGUUUUUAAAGGCAGCCUGGCGAGCCUGGUGCUUGCGGAGCUCCAAGAAGUCACGGAGAGGGACGAACCACCCACCAGAGAGUGACUGAACCUGCGUCGCCGACCGCUGGAAGCACCGACAGCGGCGAGGUCGCACACUUCAGCCGAAGCACAAAACGCUCUUUUAACCAUCUCUCUGUGCUUUGGGGUCUCUAACGUGGGAAUUAUUGCAAGCUCCUAAUUGGAUUUUUAGUUGGAUAGGAGAUGGUACAAAUUACUGACGUUUGCUGAGAUGAUUCUGAAGCUAAACUGAAAAGAUUAAAUAAGGACCAAAUUAAGCAGCAGCAAGUCAUUUAGCCCACAGAUUUUCAGGGCCUCCGAGCAACUGUCUGUUUUCUUUUUAAUUUUCCUGGUAAAUACUUCUUUUCCCCUGUGUACCUUCUUUUAAUUAAAAAGAAUUCAACAACAGUGGCACAACGAGGCCUCUGGGCACUACAGGAAGAAACAUUAAUUCCUCCAAGACCAGAUCGGCAGUUUUGCAGCAAAAGUUAAGAGGUGGCAGCCCUGAAAUUAAGAGAGGGGGAAAAAAAUAAAUAAAUAAAAGAAAUGGUUAGGCCUGAAUUGCAAACAGGCUUGAGUAGAGGAAAAGCUUUCUAGAAAUGGACUGAGUUUUGCUUUGUGUUCUGCUUUUCUUGGUUUGCAAUCAAGGCACACGUGAGCAGCCAGUCUGGUAGUAAAGACAGAUUAAGUAAAACAGGUUUUACUGUUUAGCUCAAUUCAAUUAAAACACAAGUGUACAUAAAAUGUUAAUCAUAUGAGAUUAACAUAUUUAAGUAUAACAUGGAGGGGUAUAUACAUAGCUAUUAUAUACAAGCACUUGACUACCAACUUUAGCCUCUCCCUUACUUUUUUUUAUUUUUCAAGGCUCCACCUGACAUAAAGCCACAAUUGCAUUCUUAGUCUACAUGUCUGAAGCUCCCUCUGUUUAGCCAGAAGUUUGGUGUAUGGUCUAUACACCAGGCUAUGCUGUGAGGCAGGAUUUAUUUUUAAAUGAUAUUAUAUGCAGUUGAGUGUUGAAAAUGUUGGAACAGUCAAAUUUGUUUCACUCUGUAUUAGUUUUAGUUUCAGGCAUAGCCAAUCCCCAUUCAGGUGCUAUCAGAUGACCAGUUACUGCUUAGUUAACUAGAUGUAAAGUUUUACAUAUAUAUUAAUGUCAAUAGUUUUAUUACAAGUUGUGUAAAAUGGACUCUCUAGUUUAAAAAAAGGGAAAAAACAGAAAAAAAAAUUAGGUCUCUCCUGAAGCUGACUUUAGAGCAUGUAAAAUGAUUUUACUGGAUUCUGUUCAACUGUAAUCAAGGAAGAAAUAUGUAUGUUGUAGAAAAAGUUGCAGAAUUAAAAAAGAUCUGCUUUUAAUUUAUUCUUUUUGUAUUAAGAAUUUGUAUAGUUACCUUUACAUUUUGCAAAACGGUGUUGUCAACACUUCCUUAUUAAAGCAUUUUCAAAAUGAAA
This is a messenger RNA of Rhea pennata, 7190 nucleotides long. It is a transcript of the gene FRMD4A, whose product is annotated as FERM domain containing 4A. Gene Ontology annotation, biological process: establishment of epithelial cell polarity. NCBI's taxonomy places the organism in Eukaryota, Metazoa, Chordata, Aves, Rheiformes, Rheidae. Bases 370 to 3606 code for a protein of 1078 amino acids. Gene Ontology annotation, cellular component: cytoskeleton; adherens junction; bicellular tight junction. The record is from RefSeq and is a predicted model, not a curated record. The transcript is spliced from 23 exons.